AUGUCCGUGAAAAUUGCCCCAUCGGAUAUAUUGUGUGAACUUAUUGAAGUAUUAAUUCAUAACAUAUUAUAUGCCAGAAAAGUGUACCCAGACACAAUUUUCUCGCGAAGAAGAAAGUAUGGCAUUCCUGUAUUUCAAUGCAUUCAACCAGAUGUAAAUAACUACAUUAACGAAGCUUUGAAGGCGGUAUUUUUCCAUACGAAGAAAAAUCAAUUGAAAAACAUAUUUCUCUGUUUUCAGUCAGGUGGUUCUGUGUCUGAAAAAUAUGUUUUUGAUGUUGUAGAUCUGAAGAGUAUUGACGAGAGCGAUCCUCUACUAGUUAAUCUAGAAGAGUACAUGAGAGAUUUUAUUUUAAGACUUCACAAUACUCUAAUUUAUUUGGAUAAUUUAGUUGAUGACUCCACAUUUUGUAUUAGACUUCAAGUUACGGAGUAUUCUAAUUUAGAAUUUAAUCAAAAUCCGAAGUAUGAAGAUUUUCCAUGGGUAAAAUUGAAUGAAAUGUAUGAUAUUCCCGAUUCUUCUGAAAUAGUACCUGUCCAUUCAUUGAAUUCUAAUAUGUUCAAACUCCAAAUAUAUAUUGAAAAAAGUUCUUAA
Molecule: messenger RNA, 594 nt
Organism: Psylliodes chrysocephalus
Lineage: Eukaryota; Metazoa; Arthropoda; Insecta; Coleoptera; Chrysomelidae
Source: the annotation of a GenBank genome assembly